CUCCCCAACGCCGCACCCCCCCCCCCCCCCCCCCGGGCGCGGCCUCCCGUAGGCGCGGCUCCGUCCCGGCCCUGCGCCCGCCGCGCCGCUCGUCCCCCGUCCCAGGCUCAUCUGUUUAGUUCAUCUGGACUGUCAUUACUUGGCAUCUUGUUUAUACAAUCAUCGGAGGAAGUUUUGAUGUUUCAGAACAAUUGCGUUUGGUGUGAUUAACCUUUAAUAGAUGUCCUUCCGCAGCAUUGUGCGUGAUGUAAGGGAUGGACUUGGGAGCUUGUCUCGAAGAGGGUUUGAGGUGAAACUUCUGGGCCACCGCAGAGGGAAAUCUCAUGGUGCUGUCCAUGAGUUGCAUGAUCCAGCUCCGGUGAUCCAGAGCAGUUGCUGGGCUAAUUUGCCCCCUGAAUUGCUUCGAGAUGUAAUCGAGAGGUUGGAGGCCAGUGAAGCCACAUGGCCUAAUAGGAAGAAUGUUGUUUCUUGUGCGGCUGUUUGUCGAACCUGGAGAGAGAUGUGCAAAGAGAUUGUUAAGAAUCCAGAGUUUUCUGGAAAAAUCACUUUUCCUGUGUCCCUCAAGCAGCCUGGGCCUCGAGAUGCAACCAUCCAGUGCUUCAUCAAAAGGGAUAAAUCUACCCAAACGUACUACCUAUAUCUGUGUCUUAGCACAGCUGUGCUUGUUGAAAGUGGCAAGUUCCUCUUAUGCGCAAAACGAACCUCCCGGCCAACCUGUACAGAAUAUACGAUAUUUAUGAACUCUGAAAAUAUAUCUAGAUCAAGCAAAAUGUACAUCGGAAAGCUGAGGUCAAAUCUCCUCGGCACAAAGUUUGCAAUAUAUGAUACCCAGCCUCCAUGCAAUGCAGCACAACCAGGGAAAACAAGCCGUAGGUUCUACUCCAGGAAGGUGUCGCCAAAGGUCUCUUCCAGCACCUAUAACAUAGCACAGGUUUCAUAUGAGCUGAAUGUCUUGGGUACUCGGGGCCCUAGGCGGAUGAACUGUGUUAUGCAUUCCAUCCCUGCCUCAUCCCUUGAGGCUGGUGGCACUGUUCCAUGCCAGCCAGACAGUGUCCUCACCCGCCCCCUUGAUGAGUCAUUUGGCAGCAUUUCCUUCUCCAAGUCAUCUGUUAUGGAUCAUUCCAUGCGUUUCAGCAGCACAAGAUUCUCCGAAGUCUCCAUGGGCAGCCACCGGAUUGGAGACAUGGCAUUGGGUGACAAUGAUGAGUGCAAUGAGAGGCCAUUGAUUCUCCGCAACAAGGCCCCAAGAUGGCACGAGCAGUUGCAAUGCUGGUGCCUCAAUUUUAGGGGCAGAGUAACAGUCGCAUCUGUCAAGAACUUCCAGCUUGUAGCCGCAACACAGCCCUCUGCUGGGGCCCCAACCCCGUCACAGGCUGCCCCAGCACCGCCACCAGAGCAUGAAAAGGUGAUCCUACAAUUUGGGAAGGUGGCCAAGGAUAUGUUCACAAUGGACUACCGUUAUCCACUCUCAGCCUUCCAGGCCUUUGCAAUCUGCCUGAGCAGCUUUGACACCAAGCUGGCCUGCGAAUAAAGCCAUCGUGGCCGAAGAAUCUAUUUCAUGAAGACGGCGGCCCCGAAUUUUGCUGGGCCGCCAUUCUGUUGUAUGUUGUUGAUGCCUUCUUAACUUCCCUAGAAAGCUGUGUUUUAGCCAUUUCCACCUGAUCUACAGCUGCUGCUGUGCUGUCCUGAUUGUUUUGUUUUCAAUAGCUUUAUUCUGUGGAGUAGCAUCUUGGCCUGCCCUUAACUAGUCGGCAGAUUUAAAUUGGUUUUCCAUACUGUUGUAUUAACUGAGUGUGACAUUUUCGUUGUGCCUAAACUCUGACUGUCUGCCUGUGGUGGUGGCAUGCAACUGUGCAUCUUGUAAAAUUCUGAAACGCUUUGUCAUAAAUCAUAGCAAUAAAAGAGUUAGCUUUCAUUUUAUUCCAAAA
Molecule: messenger RNA, 1928 nt
Organism: Setaria italica (foxtail millet)
Lineage: Eukaryota; Viridiplantae; Streptophyta; Magnoliopsida; Poales; Poaceae
Product: tubby-like F-box protein 14
Exons: 5
Coding region: 221-1531 (436 amino acids)
Molecular function (GO): protein binding
Source: RefSeq, a predicted model, not a curated record